Camelina sativa (false flax) is the source of this 582-nucleotide messenger RNA. Lineage: Eukaryota; Viridiplantae; Streptophyta; Magnoliopsida; Brassicales; Brassicaceae. The record is from RefSeq and is a predicted model, not a curated record.
AUGCCGAUCGAAGAAGAAGAGGUGUCUAAAGAUGUAGAGGCUGCAGAAACAUUACUGAUUAUGAAAAGCUCAAAGCCAACGAGGGAAGAGUAUCAGAGACUUCGGUUAUGUAUGCUUAAUCAUGCGGAGUGGAGAAUGUCUUUUCGAAGAAACGAAAGCUCGAGUUCGACGACGAUUGCUACUGGUUCUUCUACCGUCAUGGAGCUUACGCAUAAAGAAGAAGACCUUAAUGACACUAGAAACUUACAUAAUCUCCCUCCUUCUAUGUUUUCUCUCAUAUUAGAACGACAAUCUAAGAAGGCAGAAGGCAGUACAAAACCUUAUAAGUUUCCCAAGGUAAGAAACCCGACGCCAGAGUGGCUUAUCAGGUUGAUGAGAGAAAAGAACGAUGGAGACGAGGAAGACAAUUCAAAGAAGAUUAUAGAUAAAGCAUUGACAGCAAGCGAUGUGGAUGCAAAGAAAAAUCGUCUCUCGAUACCUAUCAGCAACAUUGUGGAGUUGGAUUUCUUGAACCACGCGGAAGAACUUAUCAUUGAAACUGAUGCCAAUAAGCUUCCUAAAUGGUUAAAGAUUUUAGUCUAG